AUGAUCCGAAUUCAAAUCAAAUUCAAAAAUAUAAAUACAAACAUAAGAGUGUAAAAACAAAAAAUCGAUACUUCGUUGGAACCUGCGAAUAUUUGAAUAUCAGCUAUUGCCAUCCAUUGGAUUUAUUGAAAAUGGAAACUUUGGAUACUGAGCAUAUUUCCCCAGCUAUUAAUCAUAACGAAUCAGAUGUUAACAAUCAAUUAACAUCUCAAGAAUUUCAGACAAAUCUUUACAAUUGGUUCAAUCAGAAGGGUAUUGUUUCUGAUAUGAGAUCUUAUUUACGAAUGAAAAUGAUAAACGCUCUAAAAACUACAGCAAUAGGAGAAUCUCUCAAAAGUAGUAAUAAUGUAAACAUAGAAGAUCAAGCCUUGAAUGUUCUAAUUGCUGAUUAUUUGUUUCAACAUGGGUAUGAUUAUUCCCUGUCAGUAUUCAGUACAGAAGUGCCCAUUAAAACUUUGGUUUCUGAAUUCUGCUUUUUUCUCUUUAAUAAAGAGAAAACACAGUAUCGACACAAAAUUGAUGAAGAAAAUGUUAUGUCCGUUAUAGAAUUGUUAGGUAUUAACGGAAAUUCUGAACUAGCUAGAGAGAUUUUAAAAACAUAUAAACAGUUAGAGAAUGGAACACUGCUCCUAUGUUUACUAAAAGUAGUAAUGAAUUAUUACAAACCAGAUAACUCAAAUGAAGAAGGGAAUAUUAUUGAGAUUGGAAAAUUUAUAAGGAGAAUAAUGAUACAUUUCGAUCUACCAACAUCAGCUGUCAAUCACAUGAUUGAAAAAAUAAACCAAAUUGUGAAAAAUCAUAUGAAACACGUAAUAAAUAACAUUUCCAAGUACCACGAACAAGAAAAGUACAUACUUCGAGCAGAAUAUAAAAACAAGGAAGAGGAAUUCAAACAGAAGCUGAUGGAAGUUGAUAAAUUUCUCAACGAAGAAACUAAAAGGAUAGAAAAAGAACAUAAAAAACUUGUAUAUUUGACUGAAAGUAUGGUUUCUAAUGAGAAAAAACUAUCCGAGAAAUCCAGAGAAAUGGAAAAUAAAUUAAAGAAGAUAAAUGAAUUAGAAAUUAAACUAGCAGGAAACUUGCAGUGUUCCAACAAAAAUAAAACAUCAUCUGAUAAAGAGCAACAUUUAGGAGAACCUUGUAAACUGCCUCACUGUAAUCAGCAAUGUGAGGAAAAUCUCCAAGAAAUUGAACAACUGAAGAUACAGAGAAGUGGAUUUGAAAAAGUUGUCGAGAAUCAGAAUACUCUGAUAGUUAAUCUCACAGCAAAAUCAAAUAUUAUGUACAAACAGAUUCAGGAUAAUAUGGUGACAAUUGAAAAUUUAAAUAAGCAAAUAGAAAAACAGAAAGCACUUUUAGAAAUCCAAAGUAAAAGAGAACAGCUUUCUGAAAGGACCAUAUCUAGCAGUGAAGCUCUAACAGUUGGAACCGAUGGUGAAGGCGAUCAUAACAUCGAGGAGGCGAUAAAAGAAAGUCAUUUCAAAUUAGAACAACUGGAGAUGGAAAGUAAUGAAAUUGAACGAAAAUUUCAACGAUUUCGGUCAACUCUACGGCAUAAGUAGAGAACGAUUUUCAUGGAAAAAUUCUUCUUAGUGGAUAAAUGGAUUGUUUACUAGUUUCUAUUAUUGUUUCCCAUAUAAUAAAUGUUUUAUACAAACAAA
Messenger RNA from Coccinella septempunctata (seven-spotted ladybird), 1661 nucleotides. Its product is annotated as oral-facial-digital syndrome 1 protein homolog. The record is from RefSeq and is a predicted model, not a curated record. Gene Ontology annotation, biological process: epithelial cilium movement involved in determination of left/right asymmetry. Gene Ontology annotation, molecular function: protein binding. The coding region runs from base 132 to 1562 and encodes 476 amino acids. Gene Ontology annotation, cellular component: ciliary basal body; centrosome. The transcript is spliced from 3 exons. Lineage: Eukaryota; Metazoa; Arthropoda; Insecta; Coleoptera; Coccinellidae.